Messenger RNA from Cucurbita moschata (crookneck pumpkin), 3601 nucleotides. Its product is annotated as protein FAR1-RELATED SEQUENCE 2-like. The record is from RefSeq and is a predicted model, not a curated record. Gene Ontology annotation, molecular function: zinc ion binding. Bases 456 to 2813 code for a protein of 785 amino acids. The transcript has 8 exons. NCBI's taxonomy places the organism in Eukaryota, Viridiplantae, Streptophyta, Magnoliopsida, Cucurbitales, Cucurbitaceae. Gene Ontology annotation, biological process: regulation of DNA-templated transcription.
GAUGCUUUCGGCCGAUUACUUAUCUAUUUGUAGAACAGUUUGUUUUAUGUUGUCUCGAAAACGUCAAAUUUUAGCUAUUAAUCUGUAAAGUUGCUUGAUUAGUCGGUUAAUUGUAAUUAUUUUUAUAUAAAUUACGAAUUUAGUACACUUUUGUGUAUAUAUACAUUUUGAUUAAAAUUAUCCGUUCGUAGAAUGACGGACGUGUUUAAUUUUUCGUCUGGAUCCGACCCAAAUGGAGCUUAUUCGGCGAUAGCCCGGAUUGGUUGCUCCGUUCAUCUUUCCGGCGAAAAGCGAUGAAAAUCCGGCGACGAAGGAGCUUCGAAUUAAGCCUCGGCGGCAAUGGAAUCUCCCGUCGAUUCUUCUUCUUCUUUUGUUAGUUCGUUUUAAUUUCUGCAGCGCCGCAUCACCUGUCUCGCCCCUUCCGAGGGGCCUAUUCAAUCUUUUACAUUUUCCUCAUGGAUAUAGACCUUGAGCUGCCUUCCAGUGAUCAAGAAAGGUUAGGCAUCCUUGAGAGUAAAAAUGAUGGCAUGGAUUUGGAUCAGACACAUGGUGAGGGAAGGGCUGCAAAUUCUCCUACAAGGGCUGAGCUAAGUCAGGGAAUGUCAAUUCCAAAUACCGAAACUAAUAGUGUUCGGGAUCAGAUGGAUAUCGUUAACGUGGGAAUAAAUCACAUCAUGGGGCCAGCAUUUGAACCGAAAAUCGGCUUGGAGUUCGAGUCGAAGGAAGAAGCAUAUUCAUUUUAUAGAGAAUAUGCUAGAUUUGUGGGAUUUGGCAUCACAAUAAAAGCAAGCAGACGCUCUAAAAGAUCUGGAAAGUUCAUAGACAUUAAGAUUGCUUGCUCUCGAUUUGGAAGCAAGCGAGAGUCGACUACGACCGUCAAGCCUAGACCGUGUAUGAAGACGGGUUGUGAUGCUAGCAUACACAUCAAGAAAAGGGAAGAUGGAAAAUGGUUUGUUCAUGGUUUUAUAAGAGAGCAUAACCAUGAGAUUUGUCCUGAUGAUUUUCAUUAUGCUUUAAAGGGAAAGAACAAAAACCCGGAUAUCAUUGCUUCUGAGAAGAAUGGUUUGCAGUUGGCUCUAGACGAGGGAGACGUCCAUUUGAUGCUCGAGCAUUUUAUGCAUAUGCAAGAAAUGAAUCCUAAUUUCUUCUAUGCUGUAGAUUUCAACCAAGAAAAACAGCUGAGAAGUGUCUUGUGGGUGGAUGCAAAAGCAAGGCAUGAUUACAAGAACUUUAGUGAUGUGAUCUUCUUUGAUACUCAUUACAUAAGCAGUGGAUAUCAAAUUCCUUUUGUUCCUAUUGUUGGAGUCAAUCAUCAUUUUCAGUAUGUCCUGUUUGGAGGUGCACUGAUUGGUGAUAUAGCUACUUCAAGUCUUAUUUGGUUAAUGAAGACGUGGCUCAAAGCGGUGGGUGGUCCUGCUCCAACCGUGGUCUUGACCGAUCGAGAAUCGUUCUUGAAAGAAGCUGUUGCAGAUGUAUUUCCCAAGGCAAUCCAUUUGUUCUCUUUGUGGCACAUACUAACAAGAGUUCGUGAAAAACUAGGAAAGAUUAUAGAUCAGAACAGAAAUUUUAUGGAAAGCUUUGAUAAAUGCAUUUAUGGAUCUUGGAGGGAUGAAGAAUUUGAAAAGAAAUGGUGGGAAAUGGUUGAGAAAUUUGAAGUAAAGGAGAAUGAAUGGCUUCAGUUACUGUUUGAUGAUCAUAAGAAAUGGGUGCCAGCGUAUGUGAAGAACUAUUUUUUGGCUGGAAUGUGUACGAGUGAACGAUCGGGGAGCGUGGCUUCGUUUUUUGACAAUUAUAUAAGUAAAGAAGCUACGUUCAAGGAGUUUGUUGAACGAUCUGAGAUUUUCUCCAAAGAUAUGCUCGAGUUGGAAGCUGAUGCUGAUUUUGAAACUCGGCACCAAGAACCUGCCUUGAAAUGUCUCUCUCCUUUCGAGCAACAAACGGCGACCAUCUACGUGACGACGAUAUUUAAGAAAUUCCAGUUGGAGGUAGUGGGUGCAGCUUCAUGUCGAGUGCACGAACAAACCGAAGAUGGAGCUAUUGUAACAUACCAAGUUGAUGAUCUGGAAGAGCAGCAGAAGUUCCUGGUAGCUUGGAAUAAAGCAGAAUUGGAUAUACGUUGUCGAUGCCGUUCUUUCGAGCAUAGAGGCAUCCUUUGCAGACACGCUAUCCUUGUUCUUCAGGUUUCUGGUGUAACGAGCAUCCCACAGAAAUAUAUUUUGAAACGUUGGACGAGAAAUGCAAAGGUCAGGCUAAGUGAAUCGUCAAAUCGACUUCAUUACCGAGUGGCGCGGUUCAACCACCUCUGCAAACAAGCCAUUAGACUAAGUGAAGUCGGGUCUUUAUCUCGAGAAACGUAUGAUAUUGCAUUUGACGCAUUAGAGGACGUAUUGAAACAGUGUGUUUUUGUGAACAAUUCUAACAAGAGCUUUGCAGAAACAAAUAUGGUUUCUGUUGGUUUUGUUGACGUCGAAGACGAUGAUCGUGGCGAAGAUAUGGCCAAGUCGUCUCGUAAAAAGAAAACGAUCAAAAAAGGCAAGAUCACCAAGCAGGCACGGUACAAAUCGUCGGAGGCGGAAGUCGAUUCGAGAGCAGCUGCACUCGAUGGCUGCACAAAUUCGCCUUUCUGUGAUGGACCUGAAGGUUAUUAUAGUCUUCAAGCUAUGCAGAGUUUGGAUCAAUCUCCUUCGGUUGUAGCUCGUGUCGGUCCACGUGACGAUAGACAAACAAUACAGUCCCUAGGACAGCUUAACCCGAGGGAACCGGGUGCGCAAGGUCGUUUUGACAUUGAAAAUAAUCUGCAAGAUAUGGAAUAGCUCGACGAUGCCUAGCCCCAGACUCGCAUAAACAACAUGUCAGUUCAUGUUCGAGAUAGACGCCUGUCGGGUUAGCUAAAACAAGAACAGGACAACCUUUGCAUACAUAAAACCAGUUCUCAGCUGGAAAUUUUUCUGGGCAAAGCAUUUUCCUUCUCACAAAGCUGCAAUUAAAUAAAGUAAAUAUCCACAUCAUACUUUAAGAAAACGUUAUGGUUUUGGUAAUUUUGUCUAGUUUUUUUAAUUACUUUUUAAUUUAGAAUUUAGCUGAUCAACUGGUGACCCCGAUUCAGAUCAGGAUUCAGCACCUUAUGGUCUUGAUAUUCUCUUACAUACCCUAACGACAUGGUCACAGAUCGCUCUCAUUCGCAUAUAGUCUCGGUUCAUUCGUGUAUCUUAGGAGGUCACUCAACAUAAAAUUGCUCCACAAAGUUCGUAUGAUUGAGCCAUAAAAAAUGAAAGGGUACCUUGUUAGUAUAUAUAUGUAUGACUUUCAAUUCUUUUGAGCUUUUCUUAUUUGUCAUAUCCUCAUAAUCGCUCUUAUCCAUGUUAUCCAUGGUCAUAUGCUCGUUUCAAACUUCUUUUACUACCUUUCAUAUUAGUUAGAUAUUUAUUAUUCUUGUUAUAUCAAUACGGAGAUGUAUGAUCGUUCACCAAAAUCAUGUCUACACCCGCCAUGGCUAAAAUGUCUUAGAAUGUAUUAUAGGGGAUGUGACUAGCUGACAAUUAUUCUUAUCUGGGUUAUAUGUUAUCAAAGCUAUGGUUGUUGCUCAUUCACUUUUAGCCUA